GCCCCAGAGCACGCACAAGAGUUGUAUGAAAUGACGUGGAAUUUGUAACUUGCCUACAAGCGCGAUAUCAAAGUGCGCAUGAUUUCGAGAGUAUUUAAUAAAACGAGCUACUCUAGUCUUUAUUGAAGUUUCAAGUUUAAAUGUGCUUAUAGUCAUAGUUUGCUACCAAACAUGAUUGUUUCUAGUGUCAGUUAGCUAACAGUAGCUUCUGCUAACUACGACAACUAAAUUGAGAAGUGUUCACGGAAGCAGAGCUAGCUAGCCCAAGUGACAGAGCUCCUACUAGCUAGGAUCUUCUGGUUCUCUAUCGAUAGCUACGUUAUAUGGCUACAGCAAGAUGACUUCAACAACCACUUCGACGGGAACGUCUUGAGACUGGACUCGAGACGUAUCACUGAUUAGCCAAUGAUUGACACGGUGUUGAAGCGAAUGCUCAUCAGUAGUUUUUUAGCUAGCAUGCUAGGUAGCUACUUCCAACGACGCCGGAACCCGCAUUUAUAAGCCUACCCAGUUAAGUGGUUUGCGCUCGAGACUAACGUUAGUUAGCUGUAGUUGAAGCUAACUAGCCGUUUGUAUUGUAAGGACAAGAGCAAGCUGUCAAGAUGGGUUCGUUGUUCCGAAGUGAAGAGAUGUGUUUGGCCCAGAUGUUUCUGCAGUCUGGAUCGGCAUAUGACUGCAUUAGCGAACUGGGAGAAAUAGGUCUGGUGGAAUUCAGAGACCUCAACCCCAGCGUAAACCUAUUCCAGCGGAAGUUUGUCACUGAGAUAAAACGAUGUGAGGAAAUGGAGAGAAUUCUAGGGUACCUUCUAAGGGAAAUCAAGAGAGCAGACAUCCCACUUCCAGAGGGAGAAGUGAACCCGAUUGCACCCCAGCCCAAGCAUGUCCUGGUUAUAAUGGAGCAGUUGCAGAGGCUGGAGGUGGAGCUGAGCGAGGUGACCAGGAAUAAGGAGAAGCUACAGAAGAACCUCCUGGAGCUGACCGAGUACACACACAUGCUGCGCAUCACACGCAACUUUGUGCACCGCAGCACAGAACGUGAGCCCCUGCACGCCCAGCAUGAGGAGUUCUCCUUCCUAGAGGACUCCAUGAUGGAGUACACCAGCAUGCAGCGGCUAGGAGCCAAAUUAGGGUUUAUAUCAGGGCUGAUUCAGAGGGUGAAGAUAGAGGCCUUUGAGCGCAUGCUGUGGAGAGUGUGUAAGGGCUACACCAUUCUUAGCUACUCUGAAAUUGACGAGUAUUUGGAGGACCCUGACACGGGUGAGCCAACUAAGAGUGUGGUGUUUCUCGUCUCCUAUUGGGGUGAGCAGAUCGGACAGAAAGUCAAGAAGAUCUGUGACUGCUACCACUGUCACGUGUAUCCAUACCCUAACAGCAAUGAGGAGAGGAAUGACGUUGUGGAGGGACUCAGGACUCGCAUCCAGGACCUGCACACUGUUCUCCAUAGGACAGAAGACUACCUGAGACAGGUGUUGAACAAGGCCUCUGAGUCUGUCUACACCUGGGUCAUCCAGGUCAAGAAGAUGAAGGCCAUCUACUACAUCCUCAACCUGUGCAGCUUUGACGUCACUAACAAGUGUCUGAUAGCCGAGGUGUGGUGCCCUGUCAACGACCUGUCGACCCUGCGGCGGGCGCUAGAGGAAGGCUCGAGGAAAAGUGGAGCCACAGUGCCUUCUUUUGUCAACCGUAUCCCCAGCAAUGACACUCCGCCCACCCUGAUAAGGACCAACAAGUUCACCUCAGGCUUCCAGAGCAUAGUGGAGGCCUAUGGAGUGGGAAACUAUAGAGAGGUUAACCCAGCUCCUUACACAGUCGUCACCUUCCCCUUCCUGUUUGCUGUGAUGUUUGGAGACCUGGGCCAUGGUAUGAUCAUGGCUCUGUUUGCUCUCUGGAUGGUGCUGUAUGAGGACAACCGCAAACUGAAGCGCACAAGAAAUGAGAUCUGGAACACGUUCUUCGAGGGCCGUUACAUCAUCCUGAUGAUGGGCUUGUUCUCGGUCUAUACCGGCCUCAUCUACAACGACUGCUUUUCCAAGUCUCUCAACGUCUUUGGCUCUGGCUGGAACGUCAGCGCCAUGUUUACAUCUGGAAAUUGGACUUGGGACUCCACGCUCCGCACCAAUGCCAUUCUGACCCUUGAUCCCAUUGUCCCUGGGGUUUUCAAUGGACCCUACCCUUUGGGCAUUGACCCAAUUUGGAACUUGGCGACAAAUCGUCUGACCUUUCUGAACUCCUACAAGAUGAAGAUGUCUGUGAUUGUGGGUAUCAUUCACAUGAGCUUCGGGGUCAUCCUAGGUGUCUUCAACCACCUACACUUCAGAAAGAAGUUCAACCUGUAUUUAGUAUUCCUCCCGGAGCUGCUGUUCCUGCUGUGUCUGUUUGGCUACCUGGUCUUCAUGAUCAUCUACAAGUGGCUGGCCUUCUCUGCCCGUGACUCCCAGAUGGCCCCCAGCAUCCUCAUUCACUUCAUCAACAUGUUCCUCAUGCAGGGGGAUGGGGUGCCGCCCCUCUUCCCAGGACAGGUUGGGCUGCAGGUGUUUCUGGUGGUAAUUGCUCUACUAUCAGUGCCUGUCUUACUGCUGGGGAAACCAGUUUACCUCUACUUUCUGCACAACGGAGGAGCCAACCUCAUGGGAAUGUACAGGGGUUAUGAGCGUGUGCGGCGGCACAGCGAGGAAGAGCUUUCCCUGAUGAGGGCUUAUGACAUGGAGGAGGGCAGUGUCCACAAUGACCUCUCCACCAGCAGAGAGCAGCAGAAAGAGGAGUUUGACUUUGGGGAUGUGUUCCUGCACCAGUCUAUUCACACCAUAGAGUACUGCCUGGGCUGCAUCUCCAACACAGCCUCCUACCUGCGCCUCUGGGCUCUGAGUCUGGCACAUGCCCAGCUGUCGGAGGUGCUGUGGUCCAUGGUGAUGCGGGUGGGCCUGCGGAUGGACACCAGUCUGGGCAUCAUGUUUCUGGUGCCAGUGUUUGGGAUAUUCGCUGUGCUCACUGUGUCUAUCCUCCUGGUUAUGGAGGGACUGUCUGCCUUCCUCCAUGCUCUCAGGCUGCACUGGGUGGAGUUCCAAAAUAAGUUCUACAGUGGGACUGGAAUCAAGUUUGUUCCCUUUGCCUUCUCCCUCCUGCCCUCUAGCUUUGAACAUGAUGGCUUGCUGUGAAUGGGACACAGUGCUCCCGCCCUCCGAGGCAAACUGCCACAAUGUACCAGCAGGAUCCAGUGCUAUUGAGCUAGCCUGCGUACCAGUCUCUUUGUGCCAUCAUGCCACUCCUUUUCAUGCCAAACAUGAUCUACAAGUGGCUGGCCUUCUCUGCCCGCGACAUAUGAUGGCACAAAAAGAUUGGUACCCUGACUACUAUUGAGCCUCAUCGAUGUACAGUUUUUUAUACUAUUUGUUGUACUGACUGACAGCCUUACAUAUGUACAAACAAAUGUCAACUUAUCAAUUGAAUGAUAUUCUGGGUUACCAAAACUUUGCAAAGAAAAGCCUCAUUCAGUCUUGGUUGAAAAUGAAAAGUAUUUUUGGAUGAAUGUAGGAGCGAGCUGUACAUUUUAUUUUAUAGAAGUAAAGUUGGAAUGAGAGAUUAGCAUUUGAACGACUAUGACAGGCUUAAAAACUAUAGUGGUACAUACAUUCAAGAGAGAAUGUAUGCAUACUGUUGUGCUGAAUGUUAACAAAAUGUCCUAACACAUGUUGCCUAUGCCUCCAUUGCUUUGUGGGAGACUACUCCAAAAACGGUACAUUCCAUCGAUGGAAAUUGAACGUAUAGCUCAAGACAUCCUUUCACAGAGAUAGUUCUGCUGGUCAAGAGCCAUUUUAAUGACAUCAACAAUCCCUGAUUAGGAAUAAGGCAAGAAAAGCACGUACUGGACCAGUGCAGCGAUCAAUUCUUGCUGAAGCCUUUUCCUAUAUUCCCAUCCUGUAGCACCAUAGCAGGAGAAUGUCGUUUUUGCUGUUGGGUAAUGGCAUUGUACCUUCAAGAUGAAAAGAAAAGGGGUAGAAUUUAUUUUAUUGGAUUUUUAUAUAUAUAUAUAUAUAUAUAUAUAGUACCAGUCAAAAGUUAGGGUUUUUCUUUAUUUUUACAAUUUUCUACGUUGUAGAAAAU
Salmo salar (Atlantic salmon) is the source of this 4101-nucleotide messenger RNA. RefSeq names its product V-type proton ATPase 116 kDa subunit a 2. NCBI's taxonomy places the organism in Eukaryota, Metazoa, Chordata, Actinopteri, Salmoniformes, Salmonidae. Gene Ontology annotation, biological process: vacuolar acidification; proton transmembrane transport. Gene Ontology annotation, cellular component: vacuolar proton-transporting V-type ATPase, V0 domain; vacuolar proton-transporting V-type ATPase complex; plasma membrane. Gene Ontology annotation, molecular function: proton-transporting ATPase activity, rotational mechanism; ATPase binding. The record is from RefSeq and is a predicted model, not a curated record.